This is a messenger RNA of Neocloeon triangulifer, 4003 nucleotides long. It is a transcript of the gene Sf3b3, whose product is annotated as splicing factor 3B subunit 3. Gene Ontology annotation, biological process: mRNA splicing, via spliceosome. The coding region runs from base 207 to 3860 and encodes 1217 amino acids. The record is from RefSeq and is a predicted model, not a curated record. Gene Ontology annotation, molecular function: protein binding; U2 snRNA binding. Gene Ontology annotation, cellular component: U2 snRNP; nucleus. NCBI's taxonomy places the organism in Eukaryota, Metazoa, Arthropoda, Insecta, Ephemeroptera, Baetidae. The transcript has 18 exons.
UGAUGAACACGGCGUCCUCCAUGUGUAUUGGGAAUUUAUCAUAAAAUUUCUAAAUUUCGAGUUGUUUUUAGGACAAUUGUACGCCAAUCGGACGAAUUUACGCUCUAGACCGUUGCUUAAUUAAGUUAAUCGUCGAAGGUGUGCCCACUUUCAACCCAUACAAUGGCCACGAAUUCGAGCUGACGGUGAUCUGAACAGACGCCAAGAUGUAUCUGUACAACCUCACCCUGCAGAGGUCCUCUGCAAUCACCCAUGCCGUUCACGGGAACUUCAGCGGCACCAAAAGCCAAGAGAUCAUGGUCUCGAGAGGAAAGUCCUUGGAACUUUUGCGCCCUGAUCCCAACACAGGCAAAGUUCACACUCUCAUGUCCAUGGAGGUGUUUGGCAUCAUCAGAUCUCUAAUGGCUUUCCGUCUGACUGGAGGAACCAAAGACUACAUUGUUGUUGGCUCUGAUUCCGGUCGCAUUGUCAUCUUGGAGUACAACCCUGCCAAGAAUGCCCUUGAAAAGGUGCACCAGGAGACCUACGGAAAGAGCGGCUGCCGCAGAAUUGUCCCUGGACAAUAUUUGGCUGUUGACCCCAAGGGCCGUGCAGUCAUGAUUGGAGCCAUCGAGAAACAAAAGUUGGUGUACAUUUUGAACAGAGACGCGCAAGCCCAUCUGACCAUUUCCUCCCCUCUCGAGGCACACAAGAGCAACACCUUCGUUUAUCACAUUGUCGGAGUUGACGUUGGUUUCGAAAACCCUAUGUUCGCUUGUCUUGAAAUCGAUUAUGAGGAGGCGGAUAGUGAUCCUUCUGGUGAGGCUGCCCAGAAAACCCAGCAAACUCUGACUUUCUACGAGUUGGAUCUGGGUUUGAACCACGUUGUUCGCAAGUACAGUGAACCUCUGGAGGAGCAUGCCAACUUUCUUAUCACCGUGCCUGGUGGAAAUGAUGGGCCCAGUGGAGUGUUGAUUUGCUCAGAAAACUACUUGACCUACAAAAACUUUGGUGAUCAGCAUGACAUCAGAUGCCCUAUUCCCCGCAGGAGGAAUGACUUGGAUGAUCCUGAGAGAGGGAUGAUUUUUGUCUGUUCUGCCACACACAAGACAAAGACCAUGUUCUUCUUCCUCGCACAAACUGAGCAGGGAGAUAUUUUCAAGAUCACUCUUGAGACGGACGAAGAUGUGGUGACUGAAAUCAAACUCAAGUACUUUGACACAGUCCCAGUUGCCUCAGCCAUGUGUGUUCUGAAAACUGGUUUCCUCUUUGUUGCCUCUGAAUUUGGCAACCACUACUUGUAUCAAAUUGCCCACCUCGGAGACGAUGAUGACGAGCCAGAAUUUAGCUCUGCCAUGCCCUUGGAAGAGGGUGACACUUUCUUCUUUGCUCCCAGAGCGCUUCGAAACUUGGUCCUGGUUGAUGAAUUGGAGGCCCUCUCGCCUAUCCUGGCAUGCCAAGUUGCUGAUUUAGCCAAUGAGGACACAUCUCAGCUAUACAUGCUGUGCGGCCGAGGACCAAGGUCCUCUUUGAGAGUGUUGAGACACGGCUUGGAAGUGUCUGAGAUGGCUGUGUCUGAGCUUCCUGGCAAUCCUAAUGCUGUGUGGACCGUUAAAAAGAGAUUUGAUGAGGAAUUUGAUGCCUACAUCAUUGUGUCCUUCGUAAACGCCACUCUUGUUUUGAGUAUUGGAGAAACUGUCGAGGAAGUUACAGAUUCUGGAUUCUUAGGAACUACUCCAACCCUAUCAUGCUCUGCCCUGGGAGACGAAGCUCUUGUGCAGGUUUAUCCUGAUGGAAUUCGUCACAUUCGAGCAGACAAGCGUGUCAAUGAGUGGAAGGCACCAGGAAAAAGAACAAUCGUCAAGUGCGCUGUAAACCAACGCCAAGUUGUGAUUGCACUGACUGGAGGAGAAAUUGUCUACUUUGAGAUGGAUGCUACUGGUCAACUGAACGAGUACACGGAGAGAAAGGAAAUGCCCUCGGACAUUGUCUGCAUGGCGUUGGCCUCAGUUCCAUCAGGAGAGCUUCGUUCUCGGUUCUUGGCCGUUGGUCUAUCUGACAACACUGUUCGCAUCAUUUCUCUCGACCCUUCGGACUGUCUUUCGCCUCUCAGCAUGCAGGCCCUUCCUGCCUCUGCCGAGUCAUUGUGCAUUGUCGAGAUGGGCGGCCAAGAAGCCAACGAAGAAGGAAACAUCACUUCUGCAUCCAGGAUGUUCCUCAAUAUCGGUCUGCACAACGGAGUUCUGCUUAGAACUGUCCUGGACUACGCCACCGGAGACUUGGCUGACACCAGGACUCGAUAUCUGGGCUCGAGGCCUGUGAAACUUUUUAGAGUCAAGAUGCAAGGAAAUGAAGCAGUAUUGGCCAUCUCGAGCCGCACUUGGCUUAGCUACCACUACCAGAACAGGUUCCACCUGACACCAUUGUCAUACGAAAUGCUGGAGUAUGCCUCUGGAUUCUCUUCAGAACAGUGUCCAGAGGGUAUCGUUGCAAUUUCAACCAACACCUUGAGGAUUUUGGCGCUGGAGAAACUGGGUGCUAUUUUCAAUCAGAUUUCAUUCCCUCUGGAGUACACUCCGCGUCGCUUUGUCAUCCACCCCGAAACCAACAACUUGGUGAUCAUCGAGACUGAUCACAAUGCGUACACCGAGGACACCAAGAAGCAGCGGCGCAUCCAGAUGGCCCAAGAAAUGCAAGAGGCGGCUGGUGAGGAGGAACAGGAGCUGGCGAAAGAAAUGGCCGAAGCGUUCCUCAAUGAGGAUUUGCCUGAGAGCACCUUCGGAGCCCCGAAAGCUGGUCCAGGCAUGUGGGCCUCUGCCCUUCGAAUCAUGGAUGCUGUUCAAGGAACGACACACCAGAUGCUCAGACUUGAGCAGAACGAGGCAGCCAUGUGUAUUGCAAUGAUGAGAUUCGCCAACCAGUCAGACGGCUCCCAGUACGUCAUUGUCGGCAUUGCUAAGGACUACCAGCUGAACCCAAAAAUUGUGGGUGGCGGAUACUUGUACUCUUACAAGGUUAAUUUGGAGUGCACAGAGUUGACUUUAAUGCACAAAACUCCAGUUGAAGAUAUCCCGUAUGCACUUUGCUCAUUCCAAGGCCGUGUUUUGGUGGGCAUAGGCAAAAUGCUUCGUCUCUACGAUCUGGGAAAGAAAAAGUUGUUGCGCAAGUGCGAGAACAAACAUAUUCCCAACAUGAUCGUCAACAUUCAAACCAUUGGCCACAGAAUUUAUGUGAGUGAUGUCCAAGAAAGUGUCUACAGUGUGAGGUACAAGAGAAUGGAGAACCAGUUGAUUAUCUUUGCUGAUGACACUUAUCCUCGAUGGGUCACUUGCACGGCAGUUCUGGAUUAUGACACUGUGGCCAUUGCAGACAAGUUUGGCAACAUUGCUGUGACGAGACUGGCGCCAAGCGUUUCUGAUGAAGUUGAAGAUGACCCGACUGGAAACAAAGCAUUAUGGGACAGAGGUCUUCUUUCAGGAGCUUCCCAGAAAUCGGAUGUUGUGUGCAACUUCCACAUUGGCGAAUGUAUCACUUCGUUACAGAAAACGACACUGAUUCCUGGAGGCUCCGAAGCCUUGAUGUAUGCCACACUCUCUGGCACAAUCGGAGUCUUGGUCCCCUUCACCUCACACGAAGACCACGAUUUCUUCCAGCAUCUGGAGAUGCACAUGCGCUCCGAGUACCCUCCAAUUUGUGGUCGUGACCACUUGUCAUACAGGUCGUACUACUUCCCAGUCAAGAAUGUCAUUGACGGCGAUCUUUGUGAACAAUUCAACUCAAUAGACUUGUCCAAGCAGAAGCAGAUUGCAGAAGAACUGGACCGAAUGUCAAGUGAAGUGUCCAAAAAGCUGGAAGACAUUCGCACCCGAUACGCUUUUUAAAAUCACUUGUAAAUUUUUUUGGCAUGUAUAUUUUAUUAUCAUUUUUAGUGUUAGAUUGAAACCUGAACUUGUUCAACUCAAUGUUUACUGCAUUUUUAUGGCGUAAAAUAAAAUGAUUGUGAGUUGACUUCUAAUUAACUAAA